AAUAUUAUUGUCCUAUUUUUAGCGGGAAACUGUUUUAAUUUGUUAUCAUGAGAAAGUUCAAUCGGUGCAUUGGUAACACAAAUUAUUAUUUAAAUUACAUUGGUGUCAGGUGUUAUUUUAUUAAAUUUGUUCAACGUAUACCUACAUCAUUUUAGAAUGAACGAUAGAUAUACUUAUGAAUAUUCAAGGCUUAGAAGGCUUACCAGUCAUUAUGAUAUACGAUCACAUUCUUCUGAGUACGGUUUAACAGAAGAUCAAGUUGCAGAAAUAAAAGAAGCAUUCCUAUUAUUUGAUAAAGAUGAAGAUGGCCGGAUCACAGUGGCAGAAUUGGGAGUGGUGAUGAGAUCUUUGGGGCAAAAACCAAAAGAACAUGAACUACAAGGUAUGGUUAAUGAGGUAGAUCAAGAUGGUAACGGAACGAUUGAGUUCAAAGAAUUUUUGGAAAUGAUGUCAAAGAAACUCAAAAGCACAGAUAAAGAUCACGAGUUGCACGAAGCUUUUAGGGUUUUCGAUAAAAAUGGAGAUGGUUUCAUAACUGCGGAUGAGUUGAAAAAUGUAAUGUGUAAUUUAGGAGAAAAAUUAUCCGAUGAGGAAAUAGACGAUAUGAUAAAAGAAGCGGAUUUAAAUGGUGAUGGAAAAGUUGAUUUUACAGAAUUUAUUGCAAUCAUAAAACCAUGCAAAUGAUAGAAACAUAAUAUUGCAAACGAGCAUUCAGUUCAUAUCAUUAUUUCCUAUUGCUGGAAAGUAUACCUAUGGUACAAGUAUAUGUUCACUUGAGAUGUGGAUGCGGAACAGCGUCAAUACGCCGUGGUAAUCUGACCUUUCUUCAAGACGACAAUAUGUAUUAUUAAGAACUCAGGAUUUCAAGUUUGAAUUAUUUUCAGUAUUUUUUUUUUUUCAAACAUUAAUUUGUAUUAUACCUACAUUUAUACACUCAAGAAAAAGAAAAAUCCAGCCAUUCAUUCAAGUACCCUUUACCUACCCUAUAUUUUAAUCAACAAAAAUGUACAAAGAAUUUAAUUACAAUCACUUUUAAUAGGUAUUUUAUAUACAGGUCAUCUCAUAAAAUUUUAUACGUAUAAACAGUGAUCUCACGCGCCGUCUGUAACUCUAUUGCUCAGCAUUCAUUUCAGAGCGCGCAUCACCCUGCAAGCCUGUUAUUUCGCUAAAUGAUAGACCUGUCCAGCAAUCUCACAUCCCUGAUCCCUGCUCAAACUUUGCCAGUAUACUCUCCGUAUGGCACCUCAUAAAAAAGUCAAGUCCUAAAAAGGUUACGAGUUUGCCAAAACGUUAUGCGUUUGCUGGUAUUUAAAGAAAAAGGUUACGAGAUUGCUCCCCAGAAUAUUUAUAAAAAUAAAAAAAUGUACAAAUCAAAAAACAAAUCAACACCAGCACAAAACAAUGGUAAAUUAAGAACAUAAUGACUUGAUUUCGCUGUGAGAAGAAAACGUUUUUUGGACUUGAUUUUUAUAUGUUUGAAAAUUUUGCGUUUAUAAACUUUUUCAUCUUAUAUUCGUAAAUUUAAAUUUACCUACCUAUUUACUUUUAUGCUAUUUUAAAUGGAUUUGUUUAAAUUAACGUUUAUUUAAGUAAUUAGGUCCUUAGAUUUCUUAGAUAUUGCACUAUGUUAGUUUUUCUAUACCAUUAGAUAGGUAUCUUAUAGGAGUUAUAAUUUGAUUGAAGUAGGCCAUAGAUGGAUUUAAUUUUAAUAGGUACCUAGUUACAAGUUCUAUGAAAUGAAAAAUUUUCUACGAAAUAAUGAUACCUACAAGUACCUAUUUGUAUGGGUUCUUAUUAAGAUAUUGAAAGCGUUUUAGUAAGAAGGGUUGAAGGCACAAAAUUUGUAUUAAAGCGAAUAUUUUCAAGAAGUUUUCAAAAAGAUUAUUCUAGGACAUAUUAUACCUACUUACCUAUCUCUUUUGAAUAACACUAAUUCUUUGAAUUCAAUUUUCAAAUAAAAUUUCAUAGUGAUAAAAAACGGUCAAUGACCAAACUUGAAACUUGAAUAGGUACCUAAUUUAAAAAAUUGUUGAAAGUGUUGAAACAUUAGGAAGUUGCCCUGAUGUAGAUUUAGAAAUGCAAAAAUAUAUGAUCUCAAAACUGGAUUAGGAGUCAUUUCUAAAAACAUACUUUCACGCCAUUUGAAAGAAUAAAAAUAGCUUAGGCUAUAGCAAUUUUUGAUUUUGAAAAAAUGAAUAUCCAUUAUGAGAACUUGUAUCUGUUUUGGGAUACUUUCAAGUUUCAAUUCAUUUUUAUAAUCCACUAAAACUGGUAUUACAGAUUCUACAAAAUUAUUUUUAUUUUAUUUUUUUUAGGUAGGUAUAGGUAAUUUUAGUACAAAAGUGUGACUGUGAUAUGUAUUAUACAAUAGGUGCCUAAUCAUAAUUAAGCCCAAUUAUAAUUAUUGUAUUAUUGGUUUAAAUUUAUUUACUUAUCUUAUCUAUAUGAUUUUAUUCGCAAUGUAAUAACUACUUAAGUAGGUACUUACAUUAUCAUUGUAGUGAUCAAUCACUCUGAAGUAAAUGAACAUCUGUAUCUCUUUCUUGCAUUGUUUAUUUUACACAAAAUUGCCUAACUUGAAACAUUCAGUUCUGCUUUUGUAAACAUAUUGAAAAUUGAAAUAUAUGUAGGUCAUUAUU
Planococcus citri (citrus mealybug) is the source of this 2639-nucleotide messenger RNA. Its product is annotated as calmodulin-A-like. Bases 157 to 684 code for a protein of 175 amino acids. Gene Ontology annotation, molecular function: enzyme regulator activity; calcium ion binding. The transcript is spliced from 7 exons. The record is from RefSeq and is a predicted model, not a curated record. Lineage: Eukaryota; Metazoa; Arthropoda; Insecta; Hemiptera; Pseudococcidae.